AUGCCAAAACCGACCUACGACCGCGCCGACGCCUCCGCGCUCCUCGACGAUCGCGGCUACAGUGGCGCCCUAAUCCGUGGUCAAAACCCGGCGUUGCUCUUUGAAAAAGGCGUCCGCGAGCGCAUCACAGAAUCCUACUACUGGAAAGAGCAGUGCUUCGGUCUCAACGCGGCAACACUCUGCGACCGCGCCGUCGAGUUGAAGUUCAUCGGUGGCACAUCAGGCAUAACAGGGCGGCCGACGCCGUUUUUGUGCUUGGCGUUCAAGAUGCUGCAGCUUGUGCCGGAGAGGGAUGUUGUGCUGGAGAUGCUCAACUUCUCUGGCGACGAUGAAGAACAAGUCGAGGAGGAUAAGAAAAUGGAAAAUGGGAGCGCCAACGGUGAUGCAGAGGAGAAGAAGCGCGAUCUGAAUGCUGAGGGCAAACUGGGCACAUUCAAGUACCUUCGCUGCUUGGCUGCGUUCUACAUCAGGCUUGCGUGGGACCCGGUCGAGAUCUACACUACGCUCGAGCCGCUGCUCACGGAUUAUCGAAAGAUCAAGAGGAGGUUGAAGGAGAACUUCAGUCUUACCUACGUCGACCAAUUUAUAGACGACCUGCUCACGAAGGAGCGCAUCUGUGCGACCAGUCUGUGGAAAUUGCCGAGCAGAGCGAAUCUGGAAGACCUGGACAUGCUGGAGCCGAGGGAAAGUCCGUUAAGCGACGAGGUGGAUCUAUUGGAUGAGGAAGACGAGAAG
Molecule: messenger RNA, 735 nt
Organism: Macroventuria anomochaeta
Lineage: Eukaryota; Fungi; Ascomycota; Dothideomycetes; Pleosporales; Didymellaceae
Product: PRP38-domain-containing protein
Exons: 1
Cellular component (GO): precatalytic spliceosome
Source: RefSeq, a predicted model, not a curated record